AGUGUGUGACGAUGCAAGUGACUUUAAUCAACCCUGGUCUUCCUCCUCCUCCUACUACAUCUGAGCUUUUUUGGUUCAUAAAAUCAGACCAAAACUCUCACUCUCUCACUCUCUCUCUUUCAAUUUCUGCUGCCUUUAAGCUAAUGUAAAGACCCAGCAAGGAUUUGGGUGGAAGUAGAAUGGCAUAUAUGUGUACGGACAGUGGAAAUCUAAUGGCGAUUGCGCAGCAAGUCAUCAAGCAGAAGCAGCAGCAAGAACAACAGCAGCAACAGCAGCAGCAGCUUCUGGGUGUAAACUCUUUUUGCCUGAAUCCAUGGCAGACGCCUCAUCCGGCGUUGAGUGGUAGCCCUACUUUGGGAUAUGGGCUCGCUGGGGCGCCGUUUGCGGACCCGUUUCAGGUCCCCGGCGGCGGCGCGGAUGGUGCGGAGGCGGGGUUUCAGUUUCCCAGCUUGGAGCAGCACGCCGGAGGGGUGUUUCCGUUUACUGAUUUUGGUGGCGGGCCGGGCGGCGAGUUCGACUCGGAUGAGUGGAUGGAGAGUUUGAUAGGCAGCUCGGAGUUUGGUCUCUACGGUUCGGAUCCGUUUGCUGGCCCGAGUCGACUCAGUGUUCCCUCGUCGGCGCCUUCGGAUCUCAACCGCGUCAUUUUCUCUGAAGCUCAGAGGAAUAAUAAUACUUGCCCUCUACAACCUCAGACGGCGGAGUGGGCCCCUACUUCGUCUUCGCCGCCGCCACAGCCGUCCUGCAUCGGCACCAAGCAAACAAGCCCGACUCACCGGAACGACGUCGCAGCAGCAGCAGGCACCUCCUUCAGUUCGCCGGACAAUUUGUCGUCAAAACCGUUGCUUAAAGCGUUAGUGGACUGCGCUAGACUGGCGGAGUCGGAGCCGGACAAUGCUACGAAAUCGCUGGUUCGACUCAGGGAGUCGGUUUCCCAGGACGGAGAUCCGACGGAGCGAGUUGCGUACUAUUUCUCCGAAGCGCUCUACAGUCGCCUUUCCCGGCUACCGGCGAAGAUUCCGUUGGCCGUAGAAGCGAGCUUGGAAGAGUUCGCGCUGUCUUACAAAGCUUUCUACGACGCCUGCCCGUAUUCAAAGUUCGCUCACUUGACCGCUAAUCAAGCGAUUCUAGAAGCUACCGAGAAAGCUUCGAGGAUUCACAUCGUUGAUUUUGGUAUCGUGCAGGGCAUUCAAUGGGCGGCGCUUUUACAGGCACUGGCAACCCGACCCGCCGGAAAACCCAAAUACAUUCGGAUUUCCGGCAUUCCCGCUCCGGUGCUCGGCAAGUCUCCGACGGCCUCGCUUUUAGCAACCGGGAACCGUUUGCGCGACUUUGCGAAGGUUUUGGAUCUGAAUUUCGAGUUCGAUCCCGUUCUGACCCCUAUCCCGGAGUUAAACGAGUCCAGUUUACGGGUCGACCCGGAUGAUGCUCUCGCCGUCAAUUUCAUGCUUCAGCUAUACAAUUUAUUGGACGAGACGACGGCCACCGUGGAGGCGGCACUGACGCUCGCGAAAUCGCUGAAUCCCAGCGUUGUAACGUUGGGGGAAUACGAAUUGAGCCUGAAUCGGGUCGGGUUCCUGGAGAGGUUCACGAAUGCGCUGAAUUACUACUCGUUAGUCUUCGAGUCUCUGGAUCCGAAUAUGCCUCGAGACUCGCCGGAGAGGCUGCAGGUGGAGAGGCUGUUGCUUGGCCGGAGAAUCGCCGUGAUGGUGGGGCCGGCGGAACAGGAGACCAAAAGAGAGUGUACUGAAGAUAAAGAACAGUGGAAAAUUCUAAUGGAAAACGCAGGUUUUGAGCCGCUACCACUCAGCCAUUACGCAAUGAGCCAAGCAAAAAUUCUUCUCUGGAACUAUAGUUACAGUGCUUCAUAUGGGCUGAUUGAAUCUCCGCCUGGGUUUCUCUCCUUGGCCUGGAACGAUGAACCUCUCCUCUCUGUUUCUUCAUGGCAUUGAUUGAAUGAAUCAACAAUCACAGAAUUUACCCACAAAUCUUCCAAGAAUUUGCCAAGUAUUGUGUUUUGAAAACAUAAGUUCUGAAGCCAUCCAUGAAUGAAGCUUUGAAGAAGCCCCCCUUGGUCUUUUAAUUUGAUGUUCCCUGUAAUCAGUAUGACCAAACAGAUUAGUAUAGAUUGAUAUUAUAUAUUUUUGAUCUCUUUAGAGUUUAGACCAACCCAAGAUGUUAUUAACUUUGCAGCUUGACUUAUCAAGAUUGAUCAAGGUCCCAUGUUUAUAUCUCUGUUGUUACCUUCUCCCCAGGUUUUUGUUUUUGUUUUUGUGGUAUUUGGUAGGAAUAGUUUCUUACUGCCCUCUUUUUUCUUCAGGGCAGGGUUGGGAAUUCUUGAAAGUUGAAAGGCAGGGAACCAAGUGUAACUGUGCAUAUAUGGUUUUAGUUUUUACUAUGGAUAUUGAUUUGCAUUAAA
Molecule: messenger RNA, 2416 nt
Organism: Ipomoea nil (Japanese morning glory)
Lineage: Eukaryota; Viridiplantae; Streptophyta; Magnoliopsida; Solanales; Convolvulaceae
Product: scarecrow-like protein 4
Exons: 2
Coding region: 180-1949 (589 amino acids)
Biological process (GO): regulation of DNA-templated transcription
Cellular component (GO): nucleus
Molecular function (GO): sequence-specific DNA binding; DNA-binding transcription factor activity
Source: RefSeq, a predicted model, not a curated record